Molecule: messenger RNA, 1713 nt
Organism: Botrytis fragariae
Lineage: Eukaryota; Fungi; Ascomycota; Leotiomycetes; Helotiales; Sclerotiniaceae
Product: putative mfs transporter protein
Exons: 3
Coding region: 1-1713 (570 amino acids)
Biological process (GO): transmembrane transport
Molecular function (GO): transmembrane transporter activity
Source: RefSeq, a predicted model, not a curated record
AUGGCCAAGCAAAUUGAUUGGUGGCGAAUGCGAUGGACGGGUGCUCGGCUUCAAUUAUUACUACUCUGCACUGAAGGAGGAUUCUUCAUUUCUUAUUCCCGAUUCUAUACCCAUACCCACACCCACACCCACAUGAGAUACGCCUUUCUAUAUGAGAUGAGUGCCAUCAACAAUGAGCGGUCAGGACGAGAUGACAACAACGAAAUAAACAUUGCGAAUGCGGUGGAGAAUGUGGACAAAGAUAUAAGGGGCCCAUCAGAUAAGAAUCUUCUGGCGGAAGAUCGAGGGCAUUACACCGAUGACCCAGAAAGGAUUGAGGACUUGAACCCAGUGGAUGUACCUCCUGAUGGUGGAUAUGGCUGGGUUUGCGUCGCAUGUGUAUUUCUGAUCAACGGGCAUACUUGGGGAGUCAAUAGUUCUUACGGUGUUUUCCUUGCUCACUACCUUGCGAGUGAUACUUUUCCUGGCGCAACCUCCCUUGAAUAUGCAUUCGUCGGCGGUUUGUCGAUUUCUUUAGCCCUCCUCACCGCACCGGUAGCCACGAGUUGCACACGCAAAUUCGGAACACAAGUCACUCUAGCCAUCGGUAUUGUACUCGAAACAGCUGGACUUCUUGGGGCUUCUUUUGCAUAUGAGAUUUGGCAUCUAUUCCUAUCACAAGGUGUCGCUUUUGGGUUCGGUAUGGGUUUCCUCUUCGUAGGUAGCGUUGGAGUAGUCCCACAAUGGUUCUCGAAACGUCGAUCUUUAGCCAAUGGCAUUUCAGCAGCUGGAAGUGGACUGGGAGGUUUGAUAUACUCCUUGGCGACAAAUGCAAUGAUUCAAUCCAUUGGGCUCGGUUGGGCUUUCCGAGUAUUGGCUAUUUUGGCUUUUGCAGUAAACACCGUUUGUACAAUUCUGGUCAGGGAUCGAAACCAUGCGAUUGGAUCUGUCCAGAAAGCUUUCGACACACAACUGUUCAAGAAGCCUGAAUUCUUCCUUUUGCUUGGAUGGGGAUUCUUCAGUAUGCUCGCAUACAUUGUUCUUCUCUUCUCCUUACCUAAUUACGCGAGGAGUAUCGGUCUUUCAGCCAAGCAAGGUUCGGUCAUUGGUGCUAUUUUAAAUCUUGGUCAAGGUCUUGGCCGGCCAUUUGUAGGGGCAUUUUCGGAUGCAACUGGGCGAAUCAAUAUGGCAGGCACUUGUACCUUCCUAGCAGGGCUUUUCUGUCUCGUUAUUUGGAUUUUCGCUAAAUCAUACGGAGUUCUCAUAUUUUUUGCUCUUAUUGUCGGAACUGUCUCGGGCACGUUUUGGGCCACUGUUGCCCCGGUAGGUGCAGAAGUAGUAGGUCUCAAAGUCCUUCCUUCGGCUUUAUCUAUCAUUUGGUUAGUGCUUGUGAUACCUUGCACUUUUUCUGAGCCAAUUGGACUAAAGUUGAGAGCCUCAUCUGGGGAUAUAUACCUACACGCACAGGUCUAUGCAGGAUGUAUGUAUAUAGGAGCUGCACUGUGUAUAUGGGGCCUGAGGGCUUGGAAAAUCAAGGAAUUGGAGAGCUUAAGAGAGGGAGAAAGGGAGAAAGAAAUAAGGGAUGAGGAUGAGGCAAGGAGGGAAAGAGAAAGGGAACAGGGUGAAGAGAACGAUUCUGAAAAGAGUGCCAAUGUUCCGAUGAGAAGGCAGAUGACAAGAACAGAGAGUGUGAAGCGAGCCACAAAGGGGCUCUGGGUUUUACAGAGAGUUUAG